GUAAAAGCUUUGAAUCGGUGGCAAAAUAAUGUUGGAUAUUGUUAUGGUAUUGAAACAGUCACUAAUAAAGACCAGGUUAAAAAAGAAAUGACAGAAUUUUUUUGUGAUGUGCGAAAAAUUCAAGAUGGAAGUGAUUAUACUCCUUCAUCAUUAAAAGUUCUUAAUGGUAAAAUGAAGGUUCUGAAGCAAUCCAGAAAGACCACCAAACAUCAUGAUCCAUUGUCACCUAAUGAAUUAAGGACAAUAUUUAAUCAUGAGGCUCUGUCUAUUAAUACAGCUAAAGGAAUUCAGUUUACGAAAUUUUCUCAGAAAAAUGAUCCUGGUAGUAUCGAAGGAAAUUUGGAUUCAUUUAUUAUACCAGUACUAGCAGAUCCGGAAGGAUAUUUGGGGCCUGUUCAUAAUAUUAAGCUUUAUUUAAGCAAAAGACCCACGAAUUGUGCAUGUCAAUUUCUUCAUCUUAAAAUUAAUAAAAAUAUUCAUGGUAUUCCGAUUGUUACCUUGAUGUCAAUAACCAGCCAUAAAAGUGAAUCAUCAUAUCAUAUAUAUUCACGACCAAGUGAGCAGCAGAAAAAGGAUGCAUUGUCUACAUUAAUUGAUGUUGUUGAUCUUCCGGAAUCUCAAAAUAAUAAAGAUAAUGAUGUUGAUAAUUCUUUAAAUAAAAAUCAGGAUUCACCAAAUUUGCCUCUUCACGUCAAUGCGACCAAAAAAAACCCAACUCUUGGUGGAAAAAGGCUGUUGUGGUCAUCACAAUCCGGUUUGCAAAAUGCAUCUAAUAAUGGGG
Cetraspora pellucida is the source of this 781-nucleotide messenger RNA. The record is from the annotation of a GenBank genome assembly. Lineage: Eukaryota; Fungi; Glomeromycota; Glomeromycetes; Diversisporales; Gigasporaceae.